Cimex lectularius (bed bug) is the source of this 1122-nucleotide messenger RNA. RefSeq names its product histidine-rich glycoprotein-like. The transcript has a single exon. NCBI's taxonomy places the organism in Eukaryota, Metazoa, Arthropoda, Insecta, Hemiptera, Cimicidae. The record is from RefSeq and is a predicted model, not a curated record. Bases 1 to 1122 code for a protein of 373 amino acids.
AUGGGGCCGUUACUGAGUGAAUUUCUGUGCCUUGUUGGAAUAAGUUUACUUUUGUCGGUUGCAGGUGAACAAGUAGCAAAACCAGUGGUGUACUCUUACUCCAGUUCGAACCUACCACAUCCUGCACUUAUUACUCACCAUUACAACCCUCCUACCGAAAUCACCACGGUACCUCUACCCGAGGCAGAAGAAGAAGUGGACGAAGAAGAAGAAGUAAUAGUUGUUAACGACGAUGAAGAUCUUCCUCAGCCUCAACCGACGGACACUGUCGUGGAGUAUAUCGAAGAUACGGUAGAUACACAGGAGGAGACUCAAGUGAACGAAGCUGAGCCAAAUUACACCUAUUUGGACGACGAUAACAUAAAUCUCCAUCCUUCUCUACCCAAUUAUUCCCCAGAUUAUCCUCAGAGUGAAAAAGUCUUGCAACACCCGAGGUAUUUCGCCUACUCCAGUGACAUAGACCAGCCUUCGAUAGUAGAUCACGCAAAAGCAAAAGGUGAGAAAUACGCUAAAGGAGGCGGUCAAGAACAUCAUUCUGCUCACAAAUCGUCAGGUGGUGGAAAAAGCGAAAAGGGGUAUAAAGGAUUUCAUAAGUUCUCAAAAGGUCAGAAAGGUCAUCACAAUAAAGAAGGGCAUAAAGGUAAAUAUAGCGAUUCUAAAGGGAAAAAGGGGAAGAAAAGCGAACAAGGUGGCCAUUACGGGGAACAUCACCACGUCGAAAAAGGUAAAAAAGCUGCCAAAUACGGUGAGGCAGGUGAACACAAAAAAGGCCACAGCACAAAAGGUGAACACAACAUACACAAAAAGGACGAAUAUUUAAAAAAACACGAGUUCUACGACGAACACCACGAAGGGGGAGAACACGAAAACCACGGCGGCUACCACGGAGAACAUAGCAAAAAGAAAGGAGGGAAAAAGAAGAAAGGUCAUCACAAAUCUGGCUAUUACCACGAUAAGAAAGGAAAGAAAGGUCAUCACGAAAAAGGAGGCAAAUCUGCCUAUCACAAAGGGCACAAAGACGCAAAAGGUCACGAGGGACACUAUAAAAACCAUAAGAAAUACGGAAAGAAAGGAGGUCAUAAAGAAGGCAAAAAAUGGGGAUAUAGCAAAGGACACCAUUGA